AUACAGUGGCUCUCUCAAUCUAUCCCGUGUUCUUGCUGGGAAAUUUCUCCAAGCUAGUUCCUCGCAAGCAUUGCAAUUAAAUUACCUAAUCGGGAAUGUUCCUGUUUUUAUAUUGCUAGUGUCAAAAGGGCUCCAGCUAGCAAUAAAGAAUCAAAGCGUUGAUUUGUUCAACACGUUGUUGUAUGAUUAUAUAUAUAGCACUCAGUUUCUUCAACUGGGGAUCACUGAACUGGCCUCUUACAUAAUUUGUUGAUCUUUAUCAAUCAACAAAUUAAGUUUUUCUAUCUCUGGCCAGAGCAUGAAGAUAGCAACUUACCUUAUUAUUCUCUUGCUAAUUAGUUUGUUGUUGAUCCAACAUGGAUAUGAUCAAGGCAAAGGCAAUGUCAUCGUCAUGGCAUCAAGGCUACUGCCAGCUGAUCAAGAGUACUACUUAUCAGGUGUGACUAGGUUCGAGGCACCACCUGCAGAUUCUUUGCUUGAUGAUAGUUAUCAUCAAUAUUUCCUGUCUUCCAAAGGAAAGAAGGCUGCAAAACAGAAGAGAGUUAAGCCAGCGCCACCACCUCCAAAGAGGAAUACUCCGGGUCAUGUCGGUUUCAGCCCACCACCACCUAGACCGCCAAAUCACAAUCCACCUCCACCACCACCACCACCACCGCGGCAACCCCGUGGGAGUCCUCCUCCACCGCCGUCCUAUCAAUGAUUAGCAUUGUGAUUGAUCUAUGGUUGAGUUACUGUUGUUUCAAUUUCAAUAAACCCACAAAAAAACCCAGUGUCAUAACUCAUAUGCAUGGUGAGUAUGCAAUAACAUAUACUCCCUUCGUUCCAUAAUUAUUGUCCAGUUUGAGUUUUUAUUUUUAGUUCAAAUUAUACUAAAAGUGAAAUCUCAAACUG
Messenger RNA from Oldenlandia corymbosa var. corymbosa, 891 nucleotides. The record is from the annotation of a GenBank genome assembly. NCBI's taxonomy places the organism in Eukaryota, Viridiplantae, Streptophyta, Magnoliopsida, Gentianales, Rubiaceae.